Molecule: messenger RNA, 1754 nt
Organism: Miniopterus natalensis
Lineage: Eukaryota; Metazoa; Chordata; Mammalia; Chiroptera; Miniopteridae
Source: RefSeq, a predicted model, not a curated record
GGGUGGGGGUGCGCUGGGAGUCGGGGGAUGCUCCCUCUCGGAGAGAAUUGGGUAAACAUGGCGACCGCGGCGCCCAUUUGCACACGCUACACAAAUGCAUCGCAUUCCCGGUUGUUUGCAGAAAAUUUACAGCUGAGUAAUAAAAGUUUACGAUCGACUCACAAGUUGGAUUGGCCACAAGAAGUCAUGUGGAUUCCAUCCAUGAACGUGAACUUUUUAUUGUGGUUUGUCCGUUCGGAGCGCUCCGCAGAACAGUCCUCCCUGUAAGAGCCUAACCAUUGCCAGGGAAACCUGCGCUGGGCGCUCCCUUCGUUACCAGUAUUUUUUUUAUUAAUCUGAUUAAUAAUUAUUUCCCCCCCCCCAUUUAAUUUUUUUCCUCCCAGGUGGAGUUGCCGGAAGCUGGGGGCACCUGGGGAGGGGGGAGGGGGAGAGGCAGGAGUUGAGGGCACCUCUCUCUCCCUCCCGGACCCUCUAGCCCCCCAAGGGGAGAAGGAAUGCGGGAGCAGGAGUUGAGAUUGGGAGCUGCAGAUGCCUCCCCCCUCCCCUCUUCCAGGCUCUCCCUCCUGCCCCCUUCUUGCAACUCUCCUCAAUUUUAUUUGGAUUUUUUAUUAUUGGGACUAUUUUAUUUUUAAAUUUAUGUAAAGUAUAUAAGUAUGUGUGGAGCUGAGACAGGCUCGGCAGCGGCACAGAAUGAGGGAAGACGAGAAAGAGGGAGAGUGGGAGAGAGGCAGAGAGAGGGAGAGGGAGAGUGACAGCAGCGCCCGGACGUCCUCCCCAACGUCGCCCUCAAUUCCACCGCCUAUGAUCCAGUGAGGCAUUUCUCGACCUAUGGAGCGGCUGUUGCCCAGAACCGGAUCUACUCGACUCCCUUUUACUCGCCACAGGAGAAUGUCGUGUUCAGUUCCAGCCGGGGGCCGUAUGACUAUGGAUCUAAUUCCUUUUACCAGGAGAAAGACAUGCUCUCAAACUGCAGACAAAACACCUUAGGACAUAACACACAGACCUCAAUCGCUCAGGAUUUUAGUUCUGAGCAGGGCAGGACUGCGCCCCAGGACCAGAAAGCCAGUAUCCAGAUUUACCCCUGGAUGCAGCGAAUGAAUUCGCACAGUGGGGUCGGCUACGGAGCGGACCGGAGGCGCGGUCGCCAGAUCUACUCGCGGUACCAGACCCUGGAACUGGAGAAGGAAUUUCACUUCAACCGCUACCUAACUCGGCGCCGGCGCAUCGAGAUCGCCAACGCGCUCUGCCUGACCGAGCGACAGAUCAAAAUCUGGUUCCAGAACCGCCGGAUGAAAUGGAAAAAGGAAUCUAAUCUCACGUCCACGCUCUCAGGGGGCGGCGGAGGGGCCGCGGCUGACAGCCUGGGCGGAAAAGAGGAAAAGCGGGAAGAGACAGAAGAGGAGAAGCAGAAGGAGUGACCUGGACUGUCCCUGCCGCCCCCUCUCCUCCUCCUUCCCCCCUGCUCCCUCCUGAUCACACUCUCUGUAUUUAUCACUGGCACAAUUGGUGUGUUUUGACUCCCUCAGACAAAAUUAGGGAGUCAGAUAUGGACCUGAAAGUAAACUCUGGACCCCCUCCCUCGCCGCACAAACUCUCACGACUCGCCUCCUCCUCGCUCCCUCGCUAGCUCGCUCUCGGCUUGUCUGCAGGCCCCUUCCCCGCCCAGGCCUUGGGGGCUCUGCCCCUGAACCUCACUUCAGACUCCACUGUUCUCCCUCAAAUGAGGACUUGGCCUCCCACCCCUAGGUGCCCCC